AUGACGGCUCACAAGGAGUAUGACUUUAUGGCCACAGAUCGCUGUACUCGAAAGAUUGCCAAAACUGUGGAGUUUAUCUAUACAACGACGACUCUGGGGGAAGCAAAGGCAAAGAUCAUUACCACCAGUGGUGCAGAUCAAGUGAUCUACGCGUAUGGCGCCGAGGUCAGGUGGCAAUCAUCCGAUUAUCCUACAGUAAUAUCGAGCACCUCUUCCGAAAAUACCGAAAGUUCGAGUACACCAACCUCUCCUAGGCCUGGAGGUGAACAAACCUCGGACCCGAAACAGUCCGCUGGAUCAGAAGACUCAGAUGCAGCUACAUCCGGGCUCUCAACUCCGGCCAAGGCUGGAAUAGGUGCGGGUGUAGGAGUCGCGGGACUUUGCUUGGUGGUAGGCAUUGCCCUUCUUUGGCGGCGUUCCCUCCAGCAGGCAAAGAGAAACUCACCACAGGAGGUCGAGGUGAGCCGACCAGAGGACUCGACUGAUGAAGCUAUGAAGCAGAAGGAAAUUGUACAGAUUGCAACAACCGAUUGCAGCAGCGCGGGAUCUGUCGCUCGUGAAAGUCCUCCUUGGACGCCUCACGAGGUGGAUGCGCCACGACAGGUGCAUGAAGCAGAAGGAUAUGUCCUGAUGAGGUUUCAAGAAGCGGAUAGCAGACAUAUCCUAGAACUUGAAAGUCCGGCUGAAGAUUCCAAACAGUAUCGAUAUAGAUAA
Messenger RNA from Clonostachys rhizophaga, 714 nucleotides. The record is from the annotation of a GenBank genome assembly. NCBI's taxonomy places the organism in Eukaryota, Fungi, Ascomycota, Sordariomycetes, Hypocreales, Bionectriaceae.